UUAGAAUUAAAUAUAGUGAUUUUAAUUACUCCAAAACAGGGGUCAGAGUUCUAUAUAUGUAUAGUUAUAUCUUUAAGAUGAUAAUAAAUAUCGUUUAAAAUAAUCAAUCCAUGACUUGAAUAGGGCGGUUUGAAUUAAAUAUAACCUUCGUAUAUCCUUACCUAGGUUAUGGCAAAUAGAGCGCAGCUCUACAGUAUUGUAGUGAGAACACCAUUUUAACUUUAUGGCAUGAAGGCAUCCAGGCAUUUCAAAGAAGACUCACUGCAAAAUCAGGAUCCAUAUUAGAACAAUAAUUUUUUCCUACUGCCAAGAAUUUCAGAUGCUUAUGUUGGAAUCAAGCCUUUCUUCUGUGAUUUACGGCGACGUUUAUACCAGUCGUAUGCAGCGAUUUCGCUGGAAUGUGCAUUAUUUUUGACGCGACGCCGUACAUGUAUACAGCAACAACAUAACUAAAUGAAGAAGAAUAUGGGAAUAAAUUGUCUUGAUAUAUGUAUUUACUGCUUAAAAAUUCAAUGGUUUAUUGUUUUAAAAACUUUCUCUUUUCCAACUAGGCUAGAUUUUGACCUUGGACUUCGGCGCCAAACACAUAACUAAACACAGCGCUUAGAAAAGCAGUGAACAAAGUAACAUAGUUUGAUUGUGACAAUUGUUACCGCUAAACGGUGACACAUGAGCUAUAAUAGUUAUUAAUUUUAUAUAGCAAUCAUUAAAAUAAAUAUUUCUGCCAUAGCAUUUUGAAAUAUCAAAUAUGACGUUAAGUGGUUUAUUUCUAAUAAAAUCUUUCCUGCUUUGGUUUUUUCUUACUUCAGUUUUCACUCAAUAUUUACGAUUAUAGAGAAACUCCAGUUUUUUGAAUUUCUGCACAAAGUGUUCUAAAAAAAUCGCCGUAAUAUAAAAGAUGGACAAAUUAAAAGAGUUUGAAGACUUGGGAUAUUUACACGAUAUAUUCAAAAGACAAUGCCAACUCACUCCCACCAAACUAGCAGUAGUUUUUGCGGAAACAGAAAUUACUUUUGCUGAACUUGACAGAAAAACUGACAUCUUAGCUCAGAAAUUAAUUUCAAACGGUGCGCGAAAAGAUGGUGUCGUAGGAAUAUAUAUGGGAAAAUGUUUGGAGUAUGUGAUCGCCUACAUAUCUAUACUUAAAUCAGGAGCUGCCUACAUGCCGUUGGAUGUGACAUAUCCUAUCAAUCUAUUGAAAGACAUAUUCAUGGAUGCUAAUCCAAGCAGUGUUAUAACAAACACAAGUUGGAACGGGGACUUGCAAGGUAAAGUCAUAAAAAGUAUGUCACAGGAUACGGCAGAUAUUAUAUUGGAAAAUCAGAAUAUUGUUAAUCUAACUGGUGAUUGGGAAAAGGACAUGAAAUCGGAAUUCAAAGAACCAGCAGGCGAUUGUAUACUGCAGCAAGCUGAUUUGAACGAUCUGGCAUAUGUGUGUUAUUCUUCGGGCACCACAGGAAAGCCGAAAGGGAUCAUGUGUCCACAUCGAGGAUCGGUAUUUUCAUACACUUGGAGACAUUUAGCAUAUCCGUUUGCAGAAAAUGAGAGGGUGGCCUGCAACAUUUUCUUUGUUUGGGAAUUGUUACGUCCAUUGCUAAAGGGCAUUCCCAUGUAUAUCAUUCCAGAUGAAGUUAUUUAUGAUCCGGUGCUUUUAUCCAAAUUUGUUAAAAAACAUUCAAUAACUCGAAUAGUUGUCACGCCUUCCCUGUUGGAAACGGUAAUCAAUACUGAUGGUGUAGAUUUGAAUGAUUUUUCAAGCCUAAGAAUAAUCUGGUUUACUGGGGAAGUUGUGACUAUGUCGUUGCUUGGUAGAUGCGUGGAAUCAUUCCCGUCCGCGCGAUUAUUAAAUUAUUAUAAUGCCACAGAAUGUCAUGAUGUCGCAGCAGCUGACUUGAGCCAAUAUUGGAUAGAUAUUAAAGAGCAAACGAGCGACGUGGAAGCGUUGGCCAAAAGAAAAUUUGCUCCAGUUGGUAAAGUGCUGCCUGGUGUACACAUAUAUAUUCUCGACGAGGAAUUGAAUAUUCAGCCGACGGGCGUUACUGGAGAGAUCUAUGUUGGCGGACCUACUUUGGCCAGAGGAUAUUUAAAUCGUCCUAAACUAAACGCAGAGCGAUUCAUUGACUUGCCCCAAAACGGUUCUACAACGAGAGUAUAUCGUUCUGGAGACUGGGGAUUGAUGCUGCCCAAUAAAAUCUUAGAAAUAUGUGGAAGAUGUGACACGAUGGUGAAAAUAAGAGGAUACAGUGUAGAAACACAAGCAGUGGAAGCAGCGUUGCUUCAAAUUUCGGUGGUAAACGCUUGUGUAGUUGUGACGAAAGGAGAAGAAGGAGAUGAUAAACAACUAGUUGCAUACAUCGUUCCUCAAACCGGAGCCAAUAAAAAGCAAAUACGCACAGAGCUCAAGAAUAAACUGCCAGCAUACAUGAUUCCAUCUUACUUCGUUUUCUUGAAAAAAAUUCCAAUGGUAGCGGCAACUGGAAAGCUGAAUAAGAAAGCUCUACCGUCUGUUUUCGACAAGACUUCAACACCAGAAAGUUGCGAAAAAACAAUGGAAGGAGACGACGACGAAAGUGAUCUGCCUAAAACGGAAACAGAGAACUCACUAGCACAAAUUUGGAGCGACAUUUUGCAGUUUCGCGUCACGGAUAUUGAAGAAAGCUUUUUUGAUCAUGGAGGUCAUUCUCUACUUGCUGCUCGACUACUUGGAAAAAUACGUGAACUGUACGAUGUGGACAUUGAUGUACAGACUCUUUUCUCGCAUCCAACUGUGGCAGAAUUGUCAAGAGUUAUUGAUUCUAAAAAUGCUGGCCACGAUAUCGGUAUUCAGCCCAAAAAUAUUGAUUUAUCAAAUGAAGUCAAGUUAAACAUGAUUCCAAGCGCAAAUCUGGACAUCCAAUUACGAGCUUUUUGGAGAUCUGCAAACUACAGCUAUCGGUGGAAAAGAGGUCGGGUACUGCUUACCGGUGCCACUGGAUUUUUGGGCGCGUACUUACUGAAAGAUUUACUGAUUGACACGAAGGCCCAAAUCUAUUGCUUGGUCAGAAAAGGUAGAGAAGAAGACAAUGCCGAGAGAUUGCGAAAUACUUUCAAGUUUUAUGAGCUUUUCAACAACGAAUCUGACAAACUCAAGCAGGAUUUUGAUGCACGCGUACACACAAUUUCCGGCGACGUAGCUCUGCUGGAUCUUGGGAUGGGAGAAGAAGAUUAUGCUCAUCUCUCGUUUGAGAUUGAUUAUGUAAUUCAUGCAGGUGCAUUUGUCAACUUAUUGUAUCCAUAUGAAGCAUUUAAAGGCGCUAAUGUGCACGGAACAAGAAAUGUUCUUAUGUUCUGCAAGACGGGGAAGAUCAAAGCGUUACAUUACAUCAGCACCAAUUCUGUGCUUCCCAAUUACCAGGAAAACUGCAAAGAAACUUCUUCUGCCUUCGUGAAAUCUGAGCUAGAAGAUGGAUAUUCGCAAAGUAAAUGGGUCGCGGAACAACUCGUAAUGCACGCAAUCGAAAGUGGAUUACCGGCUACUAUAUAUCGUCCAGGCAAUGUGUCUGGUGAUCGCGUAAAUGCUGGAUGGAAUUCAUCUGAUUUUAAUUUACUCGUUAUAAGAGCGAGUAUAUUAACUGGAGUGUGGCCAGAUAUAAAUUGGAGUGUUGAAAUGACUCCUGUAGAUUUUUUGAGUAAUGCGAUCGUACAGCUCAGUCAAAACUUUUCAAUUGCAAUGCAUAAAGUAUUUCACCUGGUUAACCCCAAAGCUAUUGAUUCUAGCGUCCUGUUCUUCAUGAUUUGUGCAGCUGGGUACGAGUUGCAAAUGGUUAAAUUUGAUGAUUGGUGUGACGCGGUUGAGGGCAUGGAUGAAAAAUUGGUUGCUCCCGGGACUCCUUCGCCCCGUUCAAUGCUAGGUUCCAUCACUCAAUCAAAAGAUACAUCAUUGUUUUCAUUUGUUACAACGUACGACAACGCAGUUUUCAACAAAGUCAUGAAAACGCUAUUGAAGCAGGAAUACCCAACUCUGAAUCAAAACCUGAUUGAUCAUUACUUGAAGAAUUUAUCUAGACGAAAACUCAUACCGCCACCAAAACCUCGUCACGGAAGAGAUUUACAUGGCAAAGUAGCUCUGGUUACUGGGGCAUCAAGUGGUAUAGGGAAGGCCGUUGCCAAAUAUCUAGCUCAAGCUGGCGCGAAGGUCUGUAUUGCUGCAAGACGAGUUGAUAAACUUGAGGAAAUAAAAAAAGAAAUUAUCGUUGAUGGGGGAAUAUCAGAAAGUUUUGCCCUCGAUGUCACCGACAGGAAACAGUUUAAAAAAAUUGUCAAAAGGAUCGAAGAUAAACUGGGAAGUGUCGAUAUCCUCGUAAAUAAUGCUGGCCUGAUGUACUAUACUCAUAUGCAUAACUUAAUGAUGGAUGAUUGGGAUGAAAUGAUAAGUGUGAAUUGUAGAGGGGUAUCUAAUGGUAUCGGUGCCGUUCUACCGGGAAUGUUGAAGAAAUGCAGUGGACAUAUUGUCAAUACAUCUUCUGAUGCUGGAAGAAGGGGAUUGGCCGGUCUGGCAGUUUACUCGGGAACAAAGUUUUUUGUAGAAGGUCUAUCACAAGGUCUUCGACAAGAGAUAAAAGGAAAGGGCAUCAGAGUGACUUGUAUACAACCAGGCGAUGUUAAAACAGAAUUAUUAACUCAUACUAAAGACCACGAAGCGAUGAAUGCAUACGACGAGAGUGAAUCCUGCGAAAUACUGAAUCCGAAUGAUGUUGGCAGAGCAGUCUUAUAUGCAGUAACACAACCUGACCAUGUCGGAGUGAAUGAAAUAUUGAUUGAACCCAGAGAGAAUCCAAUAUAAUACGCCUUCAUGAGUUGUUAUUAAUUCGUGCAUGUCACGAUGUAUAUAUUUUUCCCUUUCAUUUAUACAUUCUGUUGUAGCGAGUACAUAAGGAUAGUUGCUGUGUAUUUCGAUAGUCCACUACAACGACUCCUAAACGUACCAAAACCACCUGUAGUACAUUUCAAUGACCAACCCGAAAUCCACGAGUUAGAGGAUAUCGAAAUGGAUGAUGAGAAUAUCGAGGUGGCUAGCAAUUUUCAAAAGCAAGUACUCAAGCUCAGUUUGACUCAAAUGUUUGACUUGUAACAAACCCUUCAAUUUAUUCCUAACCCUUUUAGGGCAAACUCGGUCCCGACGGUCGUUGCGAAUUGUAUGUAGUGUGUAUCUCGUAAUCGCAGGGGUCGGCAACCUUUUGUAGCUCGCGGGCCAAAAUUAAAGUUUGCAAGUCAUUGGCGGGCACACAUAUUUUUAGGAAGGUUAAAAACCGAACUGAUGGCAGAUGAAUCGCAUUUUUUCACACAGAUCAGAAGUUAAAUUUUGAGCAGCGCGCGAAGACUGACCAUUUGAAUAUUUUCUGCGCCAUUAAACCAUUUGCACUUACAUAAACUUUUCUGCGUUUUGUUGUUUCU
Molecule: messenger RNA, 5433 nt
Organism: Styela clava
Lineage: Eukaryota; Metazoa; Chordata; Ascidiacea; Stolidobranchia; Styelidae
Source: RefSeq, a predicted model, not a curated record